AUGAAGCUCCUCUACCCGAACUCCUUGGUAUUCGACCCAAGCAGUCUCGAAGGAUUCGGCGUCUCGUUGCAUCAGUACGAUGUCCACAAACCGAUUCCCGAAGAGCUCAUCGAUGCAGAAAUCAUCGUCACAUGGGCCAACACCAACCUCGCCGACGCCGCCAAACGGAUGCGUAACCUCCGCUGGAUUCAGUCCCUCUUCGCGGGCCCAAACGAUGUCCUGGCGGCGGGCUUCUCCCCCGACAUCAAGGUGACAGCCGGCACCAAUCUACACGAUGAGACGGUGACCGAACAUGCACUUGCACUCCUCCUCAGUGCCGCCCGCAAGCUGUACGAGAUGCGUGACUAUCAGAACCAGGGCAAGUGGCCGGGACAUCUAGGUGGAUUCCUUCCCGAUCGACCCAAGGGCUCGUUCACGUCGCUCAAGGGUGCCAACAUCCUCAUGUGGGGCAUGGGCAACAUCGGUCGGAAGCUCGCGCCUCACCUGAUCGCGUUGGGCGCCAACGUGAGAGGCGUCGGCCUCUUUGAAGAAAUCAUUGACGGCAUCCAAGUACAGACCAACGACGCCCUGCCCAAGCUGCUACCUCAGACCGACGCUCUGAUCAUGAUCCUUCCAGGCUCCAAGGCAACCUUCCAUGCUCUCAACGCCGAACGCAUGAAGUUGCUGCCGAAUCAUGCCUGGGUCAUCAAUGUCGGCCGAGGAACAUGCGUGGAUGAAGAUGCACUCGCCCAAGCACUCCACGCAAGGACACUCGGUGGUGCCGCUUUGGACGUCUUCCACACCGAGCCUCUGCCCGCGUCAUCCCCGUUAUGGAAAGCGCCAAAUCUGAUUCUUUCACCGCAUGCGGCGGGAGGGAAACCUCGAUACUCGGAGGCACUGGUCGCAGAGAACCUGCGACGCUUCCUCGCCGGACAACCUCUCAAGCAUGACGUCUCGGCAGGAGGCAUGUAUGCCGCACCACCCGAAAACAAGCCUGCGCUCAAAGCCUCGCUGUGA
Cladophialophora carrionii CBS 160.54 is the source of this 996-nucleotide messenger RNA. RefSeq lists its product as uncharacterized. Bases 1 to 996 code for a protein of 331 amino acids. The record is from RefSeq and is a predicted model, not a curated record. NCBI's taxonomy places the organism in Eukaryota, Fungi, Ascomycota, Eurotiomycetes, Chaetothyriales, Herpotrichiellaceae. The transcript has a single exon. Gene Ontology annotation, molecular function: NAD binding.